GACGCUCAUCACCACCCUCGACACUCACAACCAGUGAUCUUCUUCCCCUUUCGCUACGCUCCGACUAGCCGCCAUCCACAUUCACCAAUCCACGCACCAUGGCCGAACUCCUCUCCGGACAAGCCUCGAUCCCGGGGCCCAAGACAACGCGGCACCUGCGCGCGUGCAUGCUCUGCUCCCUGAUUCAGACGUCCGCCGACUUCAAGCGGCACGGGUGCCCGAAUUGUGACGAGGUCCUACAGCUGCGAGGCUCGCUGGACAGGGUGCAGAUGUACACGACGAACCAGUUUGAGGGCGUCAUAGCGGUGAUCGACCCCGAGCAGAGCUGGGUUGCGCGAUGGCAGAGGACGGCGAAACAAGUACGCGGGAUGUAUGCGGUGCGCGUGAAGGGGAGAAUAGGCCAAGAAAUGGAGGAGACCCUGGAGGCGCGGGGGAUCAAGUACAGGCCGAGGGAUGGUACAGAUCAGGACUAGUCAAACUCACGGCCUCGUCUUGUUCGUCCACGCCGUCGAUCGUGUCCUUCCCUAUCUCUCGUCUCCGCGUCCACAUGUAUCAUAUAGCCAAUCCUUUUCACAUCGCUUCGCGCCUGCCGUCUACAAGAACUGCACAUCUCAGAGUAACCGAUGUUCUCAAGCGGGCACGCAAACAAUAUGCAGCAUGACCCGGGGCCUGGGUUCGUUUCCUCAGGCGUCUUAUUGCGUUCCUCU
This is a messenger RNA of Schizophyllum commune H4-8, 707 nucleotides long. RefSeq names its product transcription initiation Spt4. The coding region runs from base 99 to 473 and encodes 124 amino acids. Gene Ontology annotation, biological process: positive regulation of DNA-templated transcription, elongation; mRNA processing; regulation of transcription elongation by RNA polymerase II. The transcript has 3 exons. Gene Ontology annotation, molecular function: RNA polymerase II complex binding; zinc ion binding. Lineage: Eukaryota; Fungi; Basidiomycota; Agaricomycetes; Agaricales; Schizophyllaceae. Gene Ontology annotation, cellular component: nucleus; DSIF complex. The record is from RefSeq and is a predicted model, not a curated record.